UGGAAGGCAAGCAUGGUUCUCCCCUCCAGAAGACAAUGAAUCUCUAACAAUUUGCUGGCUUCAAAGGAGCACCUCUGGAACCAGUGGAUGUCACGCUGUGCCAAGACAAGUUCUCCAAUCAUCUAGAUUUUAAAUGCAGACAGAAGUUAUCUGACUGUUGUAAUCAGAAGGCUCCUUGCGUAGGUCUGCUUGUGGUUUUCUACUACCUACCAAGAACCUGCAAGUAGUUUCUCUUUGAGCAGUCAAUAACAUUUGAAAAGGAAACAAUCUUAACGGCUAAAAGAAGUUGACUCUUGAUUCUUGGGAUCCUCAGACAGACUUUCGCUAAUCUUUACUUGACUUUUGAUCAUUCUAAAUCUCUCACAAUUCAUGUGAAGAAUGGAGAAAGGGUGAUCUGAAUGGCAGCUGUGGGCAAUGCUGAGCAAGUUGUGACGUCAGUCUGUGCCUGGAUGAUAUGUAUUCGAACAGGCACCACAGAAGAUUCAGCAUCGUCUCUCCCAGAAGCAGCAGUACAAAGGUUGAUCGAUGACAUUUCACAGGAUUGGAGGAAGACAUUUGCACCUCCGAAACCAGCAGCCUCUGUGACACGAUGGAAGGUAUUUGGAUCAACAGAUAUCGGAAAUACCUGGUUAAAUCCAUAAACGGGCCCUUUCUGGAGUCGAUAAUCCGCUACAUGAAGAGGCAGGACCUGAUAAGCACCGAGGAAGUCAAUCAAAUUCAGGAACUGACAGGCCCAACAGACAGAACGAAGGCAGUGAUCGAUGUCCUUGCUGGGAAAGGACAUGCAGCAUCUGAGUCUUUGCAGACUUUUAUAGAGACCACUAACUCACAGCUCUACCUUUUAGUGACAGUCUACGAACCAAUGAUACAGAAGCACAUGGAAGUUCUACAGAGCAAGUUUGGCAGUGGCCAUGACCUCAGUACCAUGUGCGAGCAGCCAUCUGUGAAACGACUCACCAACCUCUUGCUAAUCGAUGGGCUGACGGACGUCCAGCAGAAGGAACAUGACGUCAUGCAAACAGAGGCCACUAGAGGUGUGAAGAACAGCUCGAGACACACCCCACUGGACAGGCUCUUCCUGCCCUCAUCGAAAGUUAGCAUGCCACCACGGAUCUCAGUGACAGUUGGUGUGGCUGGAAUUGGGAAGAGCACUUUGGUAAAAAUCCUUGUGUACAAAUGGUUGAAGGGGGAGUUGUACAGAGACGUCACUUUUAUAUUUCCCUUCAUGUUUCGGGAGCUGAACUCCUUUGAGAGGAUAUCUGCAGAAAAGCUGGUCAAGUUGACCUUUCCCCACAUUGCUGAAGCCAACCACAUUCUGAAUGGGUCAGCAAAGGUGGUGCUGGUCUUUGAUGGUUUGGAUGAGUUCAAAUACCCACUGGAGUUCUCAAACUCACAGAUCUGCACCGACCCAAAGAAGGAUAUCCAAAUCGACAACUUAAUCACCAACAUAAUACGGGGCAACAUCUUCUCUCAGGCAACAGUUUGGAUCACCUCACGCCCAACCGCAGCAAGCCAAAUCCCAGCAGGUCUUGUCGACAGGAUGACAGAACUCAGGGGCUUUGAAGAAGUGGAGAUGGAAGACUUCUUGGAGACGCUGUUUGAAGAAAAAGCGGUGGCCACGGAGGUCUUUUCACACAUAAAGGCCCAUAAGUCACUGAACAUAUUGUGCUCCGUACCUUCCUUUUGUCUAUUGAUUGGCCUAUCUCUCGCCUACUACCUCAGAACAAGUAAUGAUGGACACAAAGCCGGCAACUUCCCUCAGACCAUGACAGAAAUCUACACUCAUUUCUUCAAAAUGAUUCUCAGUGGGGAUUGGCAGGAAAAGGAGCAGGAGGCACUGAAGAUUGAGCAAGCCUUUUGCAACAACAAGAAACUGAUUUCCAACCUUAGCAGGCUGGCAUUUUGUGGGUUAGUUAAGCGCAAGUUUGUUUUCUACGAGCAAGACAUAAAGGCCCAUGGUAUUGACCUUUCAUCACUACAGGGAGGCUUGUGCAGUAAGAUCUUUGUCAAAGAUGAAUCGACUAUCUGCACAGUUUACUAUUUCACACACAUUACUGUGCAGGAGUACCUGGCUGCCAUCUAUUAUUACACUGCCUCUAAAAGGGCCAUAUUUGAUCUAUUUAACGAGAGUGCCAUGUCCUGGCCCAAGAUUGGCUUCCACAAUCACUUUAAGAAUGCUGUCAAUAAGUCACUGCAGUCAGAGGAUGGCCACCUGGAUGUUUUUGUGCGGUUCCUCUCUGGGCUUCUCUCUCCCGAGGUGAACCGGCUGCUGCAGGGCCUGCUCCUGACGAAGGAUGAGCACAACAGCUACCGGACCCCCGUGGCCCAUCACCUUCAGAGCUGCCUCAACACGGACUAUGUUAUCUCCUCGCGGACGGUCAACAUCAUGCACUGUCUGCACGAGCUGCAGCACACAGACAUCGCCAAAGGGGUGGCGGAUGCCCUGCGGACCGGCAGUCUGGCCGGGAGGUUGACCCCCAUCAACUGCUCCGCAUUGGCCUACCUCCUGCAGGUGUCCGAGGAGUGUAUGGAAGAGACCAACCUCUCCAACUGCCUCAGCUACAACAUCUUCAAGAGCCUGCUUCCCCGCCUUCUGUACUGCCACAACCUCAGGCUGGAGAAUAACCAGUUCAAGGACAAUGUGAUGGAUCUACUGGGGAGCCUGCUAAGUGCAAAGGACUGUCAGAUCAGCAAGAUCAGCUUGGCUGAAAACCUGAUCAGCAACCCGGGGGCAAAGGCCAUUGCUCGGUCACUGAUGGUGAACCGUACCCUGUCUGCUUUGGACCUGAGGAGCAACUCCAUCGGACCCAAAGGAGCCAAGGCACUCGCUGAUGCCUUGAAGAUCAACCAGGGCCUGACCUCCCUCAACCUUCAGAAUAAUUUUGUCGGUGAAGAUGGAGCGAAGUUCGUAGCCGAGGCGCUUCACGUCAAUCGGAAGCUAACCAUUCUGAACCUUCAGAAGAAUUCCAUCAACCAUGAAGGAGCAAAACGGAUCGCAAAUGCCUUGAAACGUAACGGGAGCCUAAAGGAGCUAAACCUGUCCAGUAACUGUAUCGGAGAUAUUGGAGCGAGUGCUAUAGCCGAAGCCUUGAAAGUAAACAGAAGUCUUGCUACCCUAAACCUCCAGAGUAAUUCCAUCAGUAACAAUGGUGCGACUGCAUUGACAGCAGCUCUAAAGCUCAACGAAGGCCUCAUCGACCUGAGUCUGCGAGAGAAUUCCAUCGGCCUGAAUGGAGCCAGGGAAAUUGCAAAUGCGCUACGUGCAAACAAGGUGCUGAGGAGCUUGGAUUUAACAGCAAAUCUGUUACACGAUGAAGGGACAGAAGCCAUCGCUUCCGCUGUUCAGGAGAACCAGACCCUCACUUCUCUGCACCUUCAGUGGAAUUUCAUCAGUCCGGAAUCUGCCAAAGCUUUAGCUCGUGCACUACGGUCGAACCAUAGCAUCACCAGCCUUGACCUCCAGGAAAACAGCAUUGGAGAUGAAGGAAUCAUCGCACUCUCGGCUGCACUGAAAUAUAACUCAGUGCUGACCUCCCUCUACCUACAGGGAACGUCCGUGGGUGAACGAGGUGCCAAGGCCUUGGCCGAAGCCCUCGCAGUGAACAGGAGCCUGACCACGCUGGAUCUCCGAGGGAAUGCUGUAGGCGUGGCUGGGGUGAAGGCAAUUGCUGCGGGCCUGAAAGUCAACAACAGCCUCCAGACUCUCAACCUUCAGGAGAACUCGUUGGGUCUGGAUGGGGCGAUGUGCAUUGCAAUUGCUUUGAAGUAUAAUCCCAGUCUUGCCCACAUCAAUCUCCAGGGCAACAAGAUUGGCGAAUCUGGAGCGAAGGUCAUCGCUGCUGAGAUCAGAAGCAAGUCCCCUCACUGCAUUGUUGAGAUCUGAGCCAAGCCAGGCUGGAAAAGUAGCACAGUGCGGGCCCCAUUCGAUUCGGCACAAUCCAUCUUCUGGUGUGUUGUCCACCUCCACUGACCCUGAGGCCGGGAGAAAAGAAUGGUGUUCCCUGACCCCGAGGUCAGUGAGAGACAGUGCGGACGGUGGUGGCCUGUGACCCCUGACCCUGUGACCCUGAGGUCAGUGGGAGCGGUGUGGGCAGUGGCGACUCCUAACACCUGAAUUCUCUGGGAGCAUAGAUAAUGGUGACCCCUGAGGAAGGAGGCGCAGACAGCGAUAACCUGUGGCUUCACUACCAGUUACUGCAUGAAGAUGUGGAACCGUUGUGGGAGUCGGUUCACACACUGAUGGGAACUCGUGUUGCACUUGUACAUAAUUGAGUUGUUUCAUAGACUGAGGGAAAUUGUGUUCCAUUUGUAGAUAUGUUAUUUACAGUAUAACUGCUUAUAUUUAUCAAUGAUUUCAAAAGCAACUAUUAAAAAUAAUAUUCCAGUGCUGAGUA
Messenger RNA from Mobula hypostoma (lesser devil ray), 4394 nucleotides. RefSeq names its product NLR family, CARD domain containing 3 (gene nlrc3). The transcript has 19 exons. The record is from RefSeq and is a predicted model, not a curated record. Gene Ontology annotation, cellular component: cytosol. Gene Ontology annotation, molecular function: protein binding. NCBI's taxonomy places the organism in Eukaryota, Metazoa, Chordata, Chondrichthyes, Myliobatiformes, Myliobatidae. The coding region runs from base 590 to 3883 and encodes 1097 amino acids. Gene Ontology annotation, biological process: negative regulation of canonical NF-kappaB signal transduction; intracellular signal transduction; regulation of apoptotic process.